GAUGUCGCAGUACGUAUAGGUAGGCUCACUUCCUGUUUGAAGUUGCACGUUUUAACAAAGAAGUAGUGUGAUUGUACUUAAUAAAGCUUUUUUUUUAUAAAACGUAUAAUGGCGGAUGCUACAGCAGAAAAGGUUCAAGAAUACAAGGAUUCUCUUAAAACUAAGGCAGAACAGCUAUUAAUAACAGGAUUCCCAGAGAAGAUCGUAAAAUUAAAUGAAUUAUUGGAAACACCUGGUUUCCGUAAUCGCAAAUUGACAGAUGUUCAUCAAGACUUAAAUGUGCCCAUUCCAGACCCUAUAGUUCUUAAUCAUUCCGAAGAUGGACCUAUUACGAAAAAAAUUAAAAUGGACAAUAGUGUGGAUGAAACUAGCGGAACCAAAGUUAUGAUUCUUCCUAAUGGACCAGUACCAUGUAAUAAACCUUUAUGUGAAUUAAUUCAUGUGGUAAAACCAUAUAUCAGACAACUCUUGGAGGAUUCUAAUCUGUUGAAAAUGUGGAUUUCAUUUUUGAUUCCAAAAAUUGAAGACGGUAAUAAUUUUGGUGUAUCAAUUCAAGAAGAUACGCUUGCAGAAAUACAAUCUGUAGAGAGUGAGGCUGCUGCAUUCUUUGAUCAAAUUUCUAGGUAUUUUAUCUCUCGAGGAAAAAUUGUUAGUAAAGUUGCAAAAUAUCCACACAUUAUUGAUUAUAGAAGAGCGAUCCAAGAAUUAGAUGAAAAAGAAUAUGUGAGUUUAUGGCUUGUAAUGUGUGAAGUCCGCAAUCGCUACUGUUCAUUACAUGAUCUCGUCAUCAAAAACUUGGAAAAAAUCAAAAAACCACGCUCUUCCAAUGCGCAAUCUCUCUACUAAAUAUAUGAGUAUUCCCUGUAUAUGUGUACAGGAUGGUCGAAGUGCAAAAAUAAUCGCAUUAAAGGAGCGUGCCUAAAACUUCAUGAUAGGAGAGAAUAAAGCUCAACCAUUGCCAUCCGCGCUACCAUCUUAGAUAUUGACUCUAAUGCCUUGACAUUAGUCCAUCAUUCUUUCGACCAAUUAUAGUACUAUGGAUAAACCACAUAGUUGCCUCACACACAUUACAUGGAGAAUAUGUUUUAGCUUAUUUAUAUGCAGAAAGGUUGAUGUAGCUGAGAUUAUUGUAUACAGUAAUAAGAAAGAGCAUCGAAACCUAAUAUCGUUCAAUACUUUCUUGACACUUAUGCUGAAUCGUAUGGUUCUAUAUUCAGAUCAUCAUUAGAGUGCUCCUAUACACUUAUCACUGAUGUUACACAUUCAGGAAUUUCAUUCGAUUUGCUUUUCUGAUUCCUUACAUCAAUUUUAUCGACGGAUUAAAUGGUAUAGUGAAUUUGUACUACUGGAUAGAAAAAUUAAAGCAUUUUUAUGAGGAAACAUUUUAAACACCAUCGUAUUGAAUUUAGAAUGAUCAAAGGUAUGAUCUAUAAUUUACAUUAAUAAAAAUAUCAAAAUAUGAAUCGAAGCAUAAUGUAAAAAAGAUAAAAUGAACUUUCUUGUCAUUGGUGAUUCGUGUAUCAUUUAUAGCUGUAUAAAGUAGAAUAUGGAAUAAAUAUGUGCAACUUUAUGGUUGGUGUGUUAUACACUACUAUUAAUAAUUCAGUAUUUACACUUAUUAUCAUGAAUGCAACUUUUGCUUUAAUAUUUUUACAUUAUUUGAGGCGUAAUGAUGGAUGAUAUGGCAAGAUUAAAAAGAUUUACCCAAUGUCUCAAUAAAUGAUACAUGAAAUGUCAUAUAUCAUUGAUCUUUAAUGAGUUAAUUUAAACUUGUGAAUGUAUUAAAAGCGGCACAACCAGAUUAUUUAAAUAAAAUUUCUUCAGUAAAUAAUACAGUUUUUUUAGCCGUGGUAUAAAGUUUAAUUAACUACUGUUUCUUUGAUUUUGUUUAGCAUUUUCUAUUUCUUCUCUGUAUAUGAAGAUGAUAAGUUUAAAGAGGAAACAUAAAAAUGUUAUUUACAUUUUACUGAGAUUGUAAAUAAUAUAUUAUCUUGUACACAUAAUUGAAUAUUUUGGAAUGACAAAAAGACAAUUUGUACGCUCCUUGGGGAAAAAAAGAAAAAAAAAAAAAAAAAAAAAAAAUAUGUAUACAUCAUUGUAAACCAUUUUGUGUCUUUUAAAAAGGAUAGUCAAUUGAUGUACCAAGAAUUUAACGUAGUAUUCAUUAUAUUUUUUGUCAUAAUGCAUCUUAUAUCAUUCAUGAUUCUUUUUGCUUAUUUUGUUCAUUACUGUAAUGGAAUAAACAAUUAUUUCAUUUAUUACAAAUGGAAAACUUAAAAAGAAAGUUUAUGUAUUUUGUAUCAAUCUUGAUCAGUUACAAGCAUUGUAGUAAUUAUUCAAUUUUGAAAUUAUCGAGAUAAUAUUAAUAAAAUAAGACUUCACAUUCAAUAUCUGA
This is a messenger RNA of Vespula pensylvanica (western yellowjacket), 2395 nucleotides long. It is a transcript of the gene REG, whose product is annotated as proteasome activator complex subunit 3. The record is from RefSeq and is a predicted model, not a curated record. The coding region runs from base 109 to 846 and encodes 245 amino acids. Gene Ontology annotation, biological process: regulation of proteasomal protein catabolic process; positive regulation of endopeptidase activity; regulation of G1/S transition of mitotic cell cycle. The transcript is spliced from 5 exons. NCBI's taxonomy places the organism in Eukaryota, Metazoa, Arthropoda, Insecta, Hymenoptera, Vespidae. Gene Ontology annotation, cellular component: cytoplasm; nucleoplasm; proteasome activator complex. Gene Ontology annotation, molecular function: endopeptidase activator activity.